Desarmillaria tabescens is the source of this 993-nucleotide messenger RNA. RefSeq lists its product as uncharacterized. The record is from RefSeq and is a predicted model, not a curated record. Lineage: Eukaryota; Fungi; Basidiomycota; Agaricomycetes; Agaricales; Physalacriaceae. Bases 1 to 993 code for a protein of 330 amino acids. The transcript is spliced from 6 exons.
AUGUCAGCGACACUAGUUGUGGAGAAAGCUCAAUCAUGGCCACAAUUUGUGGAUACGUCGGUUCACCUCUUUGAAGAGGCAUCAACGAUAUCGAGUGAACCAGAAGCUGUGGUGUUUGUAUCGAAGAUGUUAUGUCACCUGAUUCCGGCUGCUAAAGAUCUUGAUGAUCCCCUUCGUGUUCUUGUUUGUCGAGCCUUACAUAUGAAGCUCGUCGAGGUUGUCGAAAAUUAUGGUAGCCACUUACGAGUAUCUGUGACCAGUGCAGUCGCAAAAAGUUUCCAGCUCCCAAAGGUACACACAGUGAAGGACAAGGCCACUGACAGCAAUAGAAAAGAAGCUGGGAAGGUUAAGCUAUUGUCUGCUCUCAGGAGAGAUCCGUGGACUCCUGUGGAAUUUUAUACCACAAGGACCUAUGACUGUUCUCCUUUAGCGUUUUUUUCAACCUCAGACCUGUCUCGAGAGGUUGGGUUUUCACGAAAGGUAAUGAAAGGGGAAUAUCGCUGCACGGCUUGUCAGGAAUUGGGACAAACACAGGAAGUCUUAUGUAUAAUGCCAGAGACGUAUGUGCCUGGUAAGGCCGCCUGUGCUGGUUGUACUUUUCAUGAUACCGUCUGCUCCUUUCUCUCCGACCCACACCAAAACGAGCUGAGGGAAGCCGGUUCAUACUUGGAGCCAUCAAGGUCAUUGGGACGUCGUGCUUUUAGCGGAAAUCUUGAUUACUCGACAUGUUCGGAGCUGGAGUUGACUCAAAGAGGACUUGAGGCAUACGGUUCUAUUGUUUCGUAUGAUGAUACACGGGAGGGGCAAUGGUUAGCUGCUCGUACCUUGGUAAGGAACUUAGUAGCUGUGGCAGUCGGGUCUUACAUUCGAGACUGUCGGGAUGAUCAGCUCUGGCUGUCGUUUGGUUGGUUGAGUAGGAUGGGUAUAACAUGGGAACAAAUUAUCAAUGCCGAUGAUAUGCUUAGACAAGCUGACACCCUCAGACGGGCUUAG